This is a messenger RNA of Osmerus eperlanus (European smelt), 3304 nucleotides long. RefSeq names its product butyrophilin subfamily 1 member A1-like. Gene Ontology annotation, biological process: regulation of cytokine production; T cell receptor signaling pathway. The record is from RefSeq and is a predicted model, not a curated record. Gene Ontology annotation, cellular component: external side of plasma membrane. Gene Ontology annotation, molecular function: signaling receptor binding. The transcript is spliced from 8 exons. The coding region runs from base 145 to 1824 and encodes 559 amino acids. NCBI's taxonomy places the organism in Eukaryota, Metazoa, Chordata, Actinopteri, Osmeriformes, Osmeridae.
CAAGAUAAUUUUUACACCCGAAUACACCUGCAUUAGAAUAUACUUAAAACGGAAGUGAAAUAAACCCCUGAUAAAUGUUGCAUUGCUUUGCCUAUAUUUAGCUGAUAAAUGUAGCAUUUUAUACUUUGCAUUUCAUUUUUAAAUAUGAAGCCGCAUGGAUUGGUUGCUUUCUAUGCAACUUUGACAACCGCUGCCGCAAUCACGCUUUCGGUCCCUAAAGAUGGAAUCUCGGCCAGGCUGGGUCAUGAGGCCAGCCUACCUUGCUGGGUCACCCCAGCCACAAAUGCAGAGGACAUGGAAGUACGAUGGUACCAGACCUUUGACAACCCAGUCCUACUUUACAGAGACAAGAAGAUUCAGCAAACCUUAGUCCAAGCAGAGUAUGUGGGUCGGACAUCCUUUGGACACCGGACCCCAAGAUCAGAGGGGCUAAGGGAGGGGGAUUUGACCCUAAAGCUGACUAAUGUAACUCGAAAUGAUGAAGGAGAGUAUACAUGCUAUGCUAGCCAAAGUGCAGGCUAUGACAAUGGGAAAGUUCGUCUCACUGUAACCGCAAUGGGGACUCCCCCUCUCCUCUCUGUGGUGCGGACAACAUCUGUCUCUGUCAACGUGAGCUGUGAGUCUCACGGUUGGCAUCCCCAGCCCAGGCUGCAGUGGUCGGAUGGGCAGCAGUCUCUGGCCCCUCAGAGCCUGAGCUACAGCAGGGAUGACCAGGGUCUGGUGGGGGUCCACAGCUGGCUCGUCUCCAGCUCACCAUGGGUCUCCUGCUCUCUGAGUCUGUCUCCAGAGGAGGAGCGGGAGGGGAGAGUAGAUCUGAAAAGCAUACCAGAUGUCCCGUCUGGAGGUUGGAAGACUGCAUUCAUCAUCCUCCUCCUAGUUUUGUUGAUACUCACUGCCAUAGGAGUACUGUGCAUCAAAAAGAAAGAUAUGAUUAAAGGUAUUGUAAGAGGGACAGAUAUGGAAGAGGUGGACAAACAUGCAGAUGGACAAACCAUUUUAACUACAGUUGUCAUUGAGAACACAAACUGUGCAGCUCUGGAUGAUAUGAAGAAACAUGGAGUGGACAUCACAUUAGAUAGGAGCACAGCGUCUCGUCACCUGACAGUUUCUAAGGAUAGUAAAAUUGUGAGGGACAGUAAAGAAGUACCGUGUAGUGAGGAGUGGUUCAGUCAACGCACCUUUAUACUGGGAGAACCAGGCUUCUCUUCUGGGUGUGCAUACUGGGAAGUAUGUUUGGAAGCCAAAAAUGUGGAAAACAAUCAAAUGCUCACCAAAGAAUCCUGGUGGGUUGGACUGGCAAGUGAGACCGUCAAGCAGCAAGGUCAUGAUGUACCAUUCACCCCAUCAGCUGGCUUUUGGUUCCUGUCUUCAGAGAAAGGGAAAGGGAUUAAGGUUCAUGCAGAGACCAGCACUAUAUGUUUUGUCACACAGAGACCUGAAAUCCUAGGGGUGUAUUUGGACUAUGACAAAGGAGAGGUCUCCUUUUACGAUGUCAAAGAUCAGAAACUUAUUGCCACUUUAACUACAAAGUUCACAGAGAAGGUUUUUCCACUUUUCAACCCAGGUAAAGCUGACAUUUCCCCUUUAAAGAUAAUAGCCAUACCUACAGGUCCCAAGGCUGGACAGGAGACUGAGAAUAGUCCUGAUGAAAUACACUCAAAACAGUCAGAUGUUCCACCUGAAACCAAAUCUAAAACUGAGCAAGACGUAGAGCUUGAAACUGAGAUUUCCCCCCUUUUAAAACCAACGCAAUCUGAAAAGGAUAAAAACUGUACAAGUGAUCUUGUCAGUGAAGAGUGUGAGACAAAGACAGGCAGUGUUUAGCUAUACACACAGGCAGUGUCCGUUGGUACGUCAUGUUCAGAUGAGAGUCCAUAACCUGACAAUUAUCAGGCUUCUAAAAGCCAGAAUAUGUCAGAGAAACAUGUCUAAUCAAUUACCAGGAUGACACUAAAUAGACACCAUCAAGAGCCGAGGUCCUAUUAAAUUGUUAUUCUCUACCUGUAUUGGUCAGUUCUCAUGCAAACUCAUCAAAGUGACAUGAAAUGAUUCAAAUGUUUCUGAAGAAACAUCUCAAUACUCAAAAAAAUAAAAAAUGCUCCAAGAACGCUAAAAGCCAAAAGUAGGUCAUACACAGCACAUGUUUCCCCUGCUCUAAAGGAGGGGCAGUUUGGCAGCUAGCUCCACAUUACUACAGCCAACACUUGACUUGGUGAUCUUAAUCUAUGGAAACCCAUUUCAUGAAGCUCUUGACAAUUAUUGCGCAGACGAGGCUUGAAGGGUAAUAUUGUUAUGGACACAGUUACCAAACACUUGUUCUGACUUUUACAAUUUGUAAAGCUUUGAACUGUACAAACCACAUAUGUUGAUUAAGCUUUGUUUCCUUUUCACUUGUUUUUAAUUGUAAAACACUGUAUUGUAAUGUGAUUGUUUCUAAUUAGUGAUAAAGGCAAGUACAUUUAUAAUGUAAUUGAAAUUAAAUGGUUCCUAGUCAGAUUUCACAGAAUAUUUGUGAAAUGUAUGUUAGUACAGUCUUGUGUGUUUUUGUUAAGCUACAGUACAUUUUUGUAUUUGUAUAUAUGUAUAUUUCAAUUGUAGACACUCCUGCGCAAAAGGUGUGGUCAGGAGAGGAAGACGAGUACAAAAGUGGGGCGACUUUUCUGGCCGUUGCAGUAGAUGUGGGUUGUAGAGUAUGUUUCAUAAUAAACAACUGAAAAUCUCUACUUCUGUGGGCAACACAGACAAUGCAUGCCUUCUCAACCAGUAGCCAUGCUAGGACUUUUUUUGAGGUGUGUGUAGUUCAUUAUUACUCAUUAUUCAACCGUGAUAUCCCUACUUAAUAAGGAAAAAGUUGUUUAGCAAAAAGUAAUAUUGUUAUGGAAUCGGAUACUCAACACUGGUUUCGACUUGAAACAAAACAUCUUUCAGUAUAUACUGCAACAUUGUUAAUGUUGAUUCAAGCUUGAUUGUUUUGCUUAUUACCUGUCAGUCAAAUUCAAUAGUUCUUGUUUUACUAAAUAUUUGCCAGGGAACAUUUAUUUUAGUACUAUCUUUUGUGUUUUGAUUAAGCUACAGUUGUUUUGGGGUGUUACAACCAUUUAACUUUCCUGUUUAAGAAAACCCUUCAAAAUGUUGUACACUUUAAUAAGUACUAUUUACAAUAUGUACACCAAUAGCACAAUAUCAACUUUAUAACCACUAUUUUGUUUAAAAUGUCAAAGCUGAUUAGUAAGUAUGUACAAUGUAACCAAUAAGACCAUAUGUUGUUUGUAAAAGAAUAAUAAUAAAAAAGAAACAAGUUCAA